AUGCAAGGUCUUCUGCUGCGUGGUGCCCUUGUCACCCUUUGCAUGCUGCUAUGGUUAAGAUUUGCAAACUCGCAGUGCAUCCUUCCGGAUGAUCAAGGUAUUAUCAAGCAGUAUGUUUUGGUGGUCGACCAGACUCCUGUGCGUCUGAGCGCCGCCAUCUGCUCAAAUACCACGAUUACCGUUGCUGGCACCACCGUGCCAGUCACAAAUGCUCCCACAGUUUUGCUCUCUGACUUUAUUGUCGAGAACACUAUCACAUAUACCUCAACUCUAAGCCCAAGCGCCACUUUCAAUGGCCCAGUCUCAACAAUCACGAGGGGAUUGCCUCAAGGCACUGCUCUCUCAACUAUUGUUUUGGGACCACAAGCAAGUUCUGGGGUGGGCACGGAGAUCAUUUUGAACCCAUUUCCCGCCGGCCAGCAAGGCCCAUUUGAUCCCCAGAACACCAUUUCGUCAUCCUUCGAUCCAGCCCAGUCAGCGCCUGGAUUCAUUCCUGAGAACGCAUUUCCUGACCGUGUCGAGACUAUGACUGCCCCUUGGACCGGCACAGUUACGUCGACUUUAGUGCUUCCUCCCCAAGGCACAGACGACAUCGAAAGGCAGAUCAUCUUGACACCGGCCUCAGCGCCGGUUCCAGGCCCAAUCACAGCUGCUACAAGCCCAUGGACUGGCAUAAUGACCACGACAUUGACGAUACCACCUCUCGGUACAGACUCCAUCGCCUUGCAGCUCGUCUUGACACCCACUGAUGGGGCUGCGCCCACGAGAGGGGCCCCGGCUGGGUUGUUCACUACUCUGACAGCCAUCGGCACUGAACCAACCACAUCGACCGUCGUGUUGCCCCCAGCGGGUAGCGAUACGGUCGGAACAGAGAUCAUUGUGGUGCCAACUACUGUUGGAGAUGACGAUCCGGACAUUUUCCCCGCAGUAUAUGUUCCAACAACAGCAACCGGGCCUGGGACACUAACAACCACGCUCACAAUCCCACCAGCUGGAACCGAUACGACUGGAACUCUGUUGAUUCUCGAUCCAGCAACAACUCCAUCACCUUCCGGCGAUGGGAAUGAUGGUGGCAGCGAUGAAGGGAGCGACGAUGGUCCUCUCAAUGCCUUUUUUGGCCCGUUCACAACUGUUACUGCCCCCUUCACAGGCCUUGCGCCAACAACCAUUGAUCUUCCACCAAGCGGAGGUGAUGGUACUGGGACCAGAGUCGUUCUGACUCCAACCCCCCAACUCAGGCCGUUCAACGGACCUGUUGUCAGAGUCGCGGCAACCGUUACUGGUACAAUUUUCACCACCGUAACCAUCCUUCCAGCACUAGGGGAUGGUACAGCUACUGCGAUUGUUAUCAAUCCAGCAAACACAGACCCUGGCGUAGCUCCCGCCGGAAUUUUGCCGGCUACUCCAGCCGUGAUUCCAGGAGGACCUACAGGACCACCAGACUUUGGCGUCCUAGAUCCAAGCUCAGUACCAGCUGACCCAGUAUUACCCGCGCUGGUCUCACCUGUAGUCCCAGGAGGGAAUAACAUCUUUACAAGUACAUUCGAUGGUUCGGUCACGUCUACUAUUACAUUCCCUCCUGGACCCUCAGGUCAACCAGGUUCGACGGUGAUACUUGUCCCAAGUAGCGUUCAAAUACCGACCACUGCGGCUUCUAUUCCGGUAGACCCGGCUCUUUUCUCCAGCAAUAACGGCGGGCAAGCAUCAUCAGCCACGACUGGUCCUGUGAUUCCCUCUAAUGUCCCUGGAAACUCUAUUUCUCCUGCUCCUGGGCCCGUCACGUCAUCAGGGCCGACACUGCCUAGCACCUUGCGUGUUAUCGCCCACCUCUCCUGUCAUCCCAGCUACAUCCUCUUCAGCUGGACCCUCCCAGGGAACAAAUACCGCCGUUACUGUGGCCUCAACACUAGCACUAGCACUGGCGGAAGCACCAGUCGGUCGGGAUCCACAACAAGCUCGCUGUCAAGUAGCACUGGAAGUGCCACACUCAUCCCCCCAGCCGACAUCCUCAAGCUCUUCCGGACUGUCUACCUCAAGUGCUUCUACACCGUCUGGAAGUUCCUCUGCGCCACCAACCAGCUCUUCCUCAACUUCUUCAGGCACCUCGGCAUCUUCAGUUUCGAGCUCCUCUACCUCAUCCGCCUGGCUAGCUCUACCACAUCCCAAGCAUCUACCUCCUCAUCCUCAUCCACUCCAGCAUCCACCUCAGCCUCUACAACCUCAUCUACAACCUCAUCUACAGCCUCAACAACAUCCUCUUCUAGCACCUCAACUAGCCUGACAUCCUCAUCGUCAAUCACCUCAUCAAGCUCGUCUAGCUCCUCCAGCUCGUCCAGUUCAUCUAGCUCCAUCACGUCACUCACGCCCAUCCCGCCCACCUCGACCACGCGCAUCGUCCCCACUACAUCUUUCACCGGCUGUGUGGUAACUGCAACAGCGACAAGCGCACCAACUUGUGGCGUCACUCUUCCUGGAGCUUGUGCCCAACUGCCAACCACGAACGGUCUCAUCCCAUUAACCCUGGUCACAGCGGAUUGCUUGCUAGAUCUUGGACCUUUCGCCGUCGGGCCCGUCGCGCUCUGUCUCACAGCAAACCUCGGUCUCAACCCCCAGGGCCAGCCGAUCGCAGACUGCCUUCUCCGGACACUCAGAGCAUCCUGCCCGCAGACCAUUCCUCAGCCCUGCGUCGAUCUUCAAGUCUCCAAUGGAAUCGACUUGUUAGUCGAUAUUCCAACCUGCGUUGCCGCUCUUGGCCCUUACAACUCUGGCGCAACUGCAGUUUGUCUCGCUCUGAACUCCAUCACCAGCGCUACCACAGGAUUGUCCAUCUUUGGAUGUCUCCAGGGCGCCUUUAGCACUGCUCCAACGGUCACGACCACGACCAUCACCGACCCGGCUCUGUGUCCCACCACGGCCCCUGCACCACCGACACCGGUCUGUCCCACUGUCCCUGGCACAUGUCUGAGUCUCUCCACGGUGAAUGGCUUGGACCUUCUCGCGGAUAUUCCAGCAUGUACCCAGGCCCUUGGACUCUUUGCCGUCGGCAACGUCGCAAACUGUCUUGUCACUGGUGUCAUCAACAUCCUCACCACCGGGCAAUCCAUCGUUGGCUGUCUCCAAACUGCGCUGGCGUCGAACUGCAUAACAGCGUUGCCUCAGGUCUGCUUAGAUCUCAGCGCGUUGAACGGCGCGGUGGACACGUCUGCCUGUGUUACGGCGUUAGGACCAUUGGCAGUAGGCGGUGUCGCGACCUGUCUUUCGUCGGGUCUCACGAGUGGCAGCUCCAUCGUCCAAUGCUUGAAUACCGCGCUAUUUUCGUAG
This is a messenger RNA of Colletotrichum gloeosporioides, 3321 nucleotides long. RefSeq lists its product as uncharacterized. The transcript is spliced from 7 exons. Bases 1 to 3321 code for a protein of 1106 amino acids. The record is from RefSeq and is a predicted model, not a curated record. NCBI's taxonomy places the organism in Eukaryota, Fungi, Ascomycota, Sordariomycetes, Glomerellales, Glomerellaceae.